Fragaria vesca subsp. vesca is the source of this 762-nucleotide messenger RNA. RefSeq names its product expansin-A23-like. The transcript has 2 exons. The coding region runs from base 1 to 762 and encodes 253 amino acids. Lineage: Eukaryota; Viridiplantae; Streptophyta; Magnoliopsida; Rosales; Rosaceae. Gene Ontology annotation, cellular component: extracellular region. The record is from RefSeq and is a predicted model, not a curated record. Gene Ontology annotation, biological process: plant-type cell wall organization.
AUGGCUAAGUUUCAGAACUCAUACACAUUGUCACUGUUCAUCAUCAGCACUCUUUUGGUUCAAGCCAUGGGAGAUGCUCCUUGGGAGGCCGGAUCCGCCACGUUUUACGGUGACAUGACCGGAAAAGAAACCAUGCAGGGGGCUUGUGGAUAUGGUGAUCUCAUCCAACAAGGCUAUGGCCUCGAAACAGCAGCACUCAGCACAGCACUGUUCAACAAUGGACUAACUUGCGGUGCUUGCUUUGAGAUUAUGUGUGUCAAUGAUCCACAAUGGUGCAUCCCUAAUGCUGGCACUAUCAAAAUCACUGGAACAAACUUUUGUCCUCCAAACUACGAUCCACAUUUCUAUCCCUGGUGCAACCCCCCAAGGAAACACUUCGACUUGUCCAUGCCCAUGUUCGUAAAAAUUGCUCAAGCCAAAGCUGGGAUAAUUCCAGUGCAGUUUCGAAGAACCCCAUGUGUUAAGCAAGGAGGGAUUAGGUUUCAGCUAAGUGGAAACCCCAACUUUGUUACUGCAACUGUUUUGAAUGUUGCUGGUGCAGGUGAUGUUACAGCCAUCAGUGUCAAAACACCUACUUCUAAUUGGCUCCCAAUGAGCCGCAACUGGGGACAACUUUGGGCUGUCGGAGGACAAGUCCCCCUAAUCGGGCAAGUCUUAUCGUUCCAAGUCACUACUAGUGAUCAGAAGACGCUUGUGUUCAAUAAUGUUGCACCUGGAAACUGGCAAUUUGGGCAGACCUAUGAAGCAGCAGGCAAUUUUUAA